UGCGCAGGCGCCAGGUAGGGAAACCGGAAGCGGAAGGUUUGCGCGCGUCGGUGGGCGCCGGUGUGACCCGUAGCCAUGCGCGACUUGAAAGAGUCCAGGCCUCGCCCCGCAGCGACCCCGUGCGGGUGUGUGAAGCCGGCCCUGGAGACAGGGAAUCUUUUAACUGAGCCAAUUGGUUACUUGGAAUCCUGUUUCUCAGCCAAGAAUGGUACUCCAAGGCAGCCAUCCAUUUGUAGCCAUUCACGGGCUUGUUUGAGGAUUAGAAAAAGCAUCUUUAAUAAUCCUGAACAUUCCUUGAUGGGCUUAGAACAGUUUUCUCAUGUUUGGAUUUUGUUUGUUUUUCACAAAAAUGGUCAUUUGAGCUGUAAGGCAAAAGUACAGCCUCCUAGACUGAAUGGUGCAAAGACUGGCGUUUUCUCUACAAGGAGCCCACAUCGUCCCAAUGCAAUAGGACUGACCCUGGCCAAACUGGAAAGGGUAGAAGGUGGAGCUGUAUACCUUUCUGGAAUUGACAUGAUUCAUGGCACCCCCGUACUAGAUAUAAAGCCCUACAUAGCUGAUUAUGACUCACCGCAAAAUGUGAUCGAGUCUUCAGGGGACUUCACCUUACAGAAUAACCAAGACAAGCUGAAAACCGGGUCCCAGUCUGAAGGCAACACCAAUAGCUAUGACUGGCAACAGCUCCCAGGGCACAAGGAGUCACAGCCCUGCUGCCGCUCUGAGGAGACGCCCAAGUGUCCUGGAGCCAGAACGUCAGGGGGAAGCAAGGCGGGAUCUGACGAUGCAGCAAACAGCCAGCAAAGCUCAGCUGAGCCCAGGGAGCGAGCGGCAGAGCUGGGGGAAGAGUCCGGCCCCAGCGUGGCACAGGACCAAAGUGGCCCACAGAGCCAGGAGGAGAGCCCUUCAGAGGAACACGAAGAUAGCAGGCUGAAGAGAGGGGCAGGAGCCGCGGUCCCGGAAGGACGCAGCCCAGAGAUGCCCCCCAGGGCCCCUCCCAGGGCGGCCGGUGCAGCCCAGCGCGCCGUGGUCCCCGCCUGGGUGAGCGAGGCCCCCGUGGCCAGCUUGGAAGUCCGGUUCACUCCUCACGCAGAGAUGGACCUUGAGCACCUCGGCUCAGGUGAACCAGGUGUUGGUCAGGCUUCAUUUCAGUAUUUUCAGUCAGCGGAGGAAGCAAGGCAUGCCAUCGAGGCUGUGCUGUCCGCCGAUCCUCGGUCUGUAUAUCGACGGAAGCUCUGCCAAGAUCGUCUUUUUUACUUUACAGUGGACACAGCACACGUCACGUGCUGGUUUGGUGAUGGUUUUGCAGAAGUCCUAAGGAUCAAGCCGGCUUCCGAGCCGGUUCUGAUGAGCAAGGCUGCGGAGUCCCCGGGGUCUUUGGGGUCAUGAGUAUCCGCCAUGGAGCCUGUAAGACAGCUUAAUUGACUUGGAUGUGGCUGUUGGGUUAUCAGUACAAGCUAAUGACAUGCCUUCUUUGCAAAAGGAAGCAACAUGACGCUUUGUGAUCUCACUGCUUUCAUGUGAUUUGGGUUAUUCACCAUAUGUAUUUGAAAAACAUGUAUUUUAAUAAACUAAGAGAUACAGAAUUUGGAGAAA
Cervus elaphus (red deer) is the source of this 1593-nucleotide messenger RNA. It is a transcript of the gene TRMO, whose product is annotated as tRNA methyltransferase O. The transcript is spliced from 5 exons. The record is from RefSeq and is a predicted model, not a curated record. NCBI's taxonomy places the organism in Eukaryota, Metazoa, Chordata, Mammalia, Artiodactyla, Cervidae. Bases 76 to 1386 code for a protein of 436 amino acids.